Molecule: messenger RNA, 3137 nt
Organism: Miniopterus natalensis
Lineage: Eukaryota; Metazoa; Chordata; Mammalia; Chiroptera; Miniopteridae
Gene: MVP
Product: major vault protein
Cellular component (GO): cytoplasm; nucleus
Source: RefSeq, a predicted model, not a curated record
UAAAGAUACGAAGCUAUUUCCUCUCAGAGGAGUGGCCGCAGCUGGGGCCCUAACAGUUGUGGAAGGCAGAAUUGCCUUCACCCAGGCUGGGAAGUUAUAGAGCCUUACAGGGCAGAGGUGAGCACCUGCCUCAGGUCCUCUGACCUUUCUCGGGCUUUCCAGGGAGGCCAGCUGGUUCUGAGGCAGAAGUUCCUGAGCGUUAAUGAGCUGCAGUGUCUUCAUCUGCAGUGAAAGCUGCCCAGAGGAGAAACGGAGAACCAGCUGCAAGGGCCCUUUAAAUGCCUAAGCCCCACCCCUGAGCCUGCCCUGCCUGCCCUGCCAGGAAGUGAUCCCCUGGGCUGGGUUCCUGAGUUUCCCGGAGUCUGGGAGUCAUUGCAGUCAGCCACACUUCUGGAUGCUGCCCUGGGCACAGCAGUUACCAUGGCAACUGAAGAGUCCGUCAUCCGCAUCCCCCCAUACCACUACAUCCAUGUGCUGGACCAGAACAGCAAUGUGUCCCGUGUGGAGGUUGGGCCAAAGACUUACAUCCGGCAGGACAAUGAGAGGGUCCUGUUUGCCCCCACGCGCAUGGUGACCGUCCCCCCACGCCACUACUGCACAGUGGCCAACCCGGUGACCCGGGAUGCCGAGGGCUCAGUGCUGUUCGAUGUCACAGGGCAAGUACGGCUCCGCCACGCUGACCUGGAGAUCCGGCUGGCCCAGGACCCCUUCCCCCUGUACCCAGGGGAGGUACUAGAAAAGGACAUCACCCCGCUGCAGGUGGUUCUGCCCAACACUGCACUCCAUCUCAAGGCGUUGCUGGAUUUUGAGGAUAGCAAUGGAGACAAGGUAGUCGCAGGAGAUGAGUGGCUAUUUGAAGGACCUGGCACAUAUAUCCCCCAGAAGGAGGUGGAGGUCAUAGAGAUCAUUCAGGCCACGAUCAUCAGGCAGAACCAGGCUCUGCGGCUGAGGGCCCGAAAAGAGUGCCGGGACCGGGACGGCAAGGAGAGGGUGACAGGAGAGGAAUGGCUGGUCCGCUCCGUGGGUGCAUACCUCCCGGCAGUGUUCGAGGAGGUUCUGGAUUUGGUGGACGCGGUGAUCCUCACGGAAAAGACGGCCCUGCACCUCCGCGCUCGGCAGAACUUUCGGGACCUGAGGGGAGUGGCCCGCCGCACUGGGGAGGAGUGGCUGGUGACUGUGCGAGACACGGAGGCCCAUGUGCCAGAUGUCUACGAGGAGGUGCUGGGGGUUGUGCCUAUCACCACCUUGGGCCCCCGCAACUACUGUGUGAUUCUCGACCCAGUUGGGCUGGAUGGCAAGAACCAGCUGGGACAAAAGCUGGUCAUCAAGGGAGAGAAGUCUUUUUUCCUCCAGCCGGGAGAGAGGCUGGAACGAGGCAUCCAGGACGUGUAUGUGCUUUCGGAGCAGCAGGGGCUGCUGCUGAGGGCCCUGCAGGCCCUGGAGGAGGGGGAAGAUGAGGAGAAGGUCUCCCACAAGGCCGGCGACCACUGGCUCAUCCGUGGGCCCCUGGAGUAUGUGCCGUCUGCCAAGGUGGAGGUGGUGGAAGAGCGCCAGGCCAUCCCCCUCGACGAGAAUGAGGGCAUCUACGUGCAGGACAUCAAGACUGGAAGGGUCCGCGCUGUGAUCGGCAGCACCUACAUGCUGACCCAGGACGAGGUCCUGUGGGAGAAGGAGCUGCCUCCCGGGGUCGAGGAGCUGCUGAACAAGGGGCAGGACCCCCUGGCGGACAGGGGGCUGGAGAUGUCCAAGACCCUUCAGCCCUCCGCGCCCCGGAACAAGACCCGCGUGGUCAGCUACCGCGUCCCUCACAACGCUGCGGUGCAGGUGUACGACUACAGAGAGAAGAGAGCGCGCGUGGUGUUUGGGCCGGAGCUGGUGUCUCUGGGUCCCGAGGAGCAGUUCACGGUGCUGUCCCUCUCGGCCGGCCGGCCCAAGCGUCCCCACGCCCGCCGCGCGCUCUGCCUGCUGCUGGGGCCCGACUUCUUCACAGAUGUCAUCACCAUCGAGACCGCAGACCACGCCCGGCUGCAGCUGCAGCUGGCCUACAACUGGCACUUUGAGCUGAGUGACUGGAAGGACCCCCAGGAGACAGCUAAGCUCUUCUCUGUGCCUGACUUCGUGGGAGACGCCUGCAAGGCCAUAGCAUCCCGGGUGCGUGGCGCCGUGGCCUCUGUCACCUUCGACGACUUCCAUAAGAACUCGGCCCGCAUUAUUCGCACUGCUGUCUUUGGCUUUGAGCCUCCGGGAACCAAGGAGCCCAAAGCUGAGGCCCUGCUCCAGCCCCGGGACCGGGCCAUCUUCCCCCAAAACGGACUGGUGGUCAGUAGCGUGGAUGUGCAGUCAGUGGAACCUGUGGACCAGAGGACCCGGGACGCCCUGCAGUGCAGCGUCCAGCUGGCCAUCGAGAUCACCACCAACUCCCAGGAGGCAGCUGCCAAACACGAGGCUCAGAGACUAGAACAAGAGGCCCGAGGCCGGCUUGAGCGGCAGAAGAUCUUGGACCAGUCAGAAGCCGAGAAAGCUCGCAAGGAACUCUUGGAGCUGGAGGCUCUGAGCACUGCUGUGGAGAGCACUGGGACCGCCAAGGCAGAGGCCGAGUCCCGUGCAGAGGCGGCACGCAUCGAGGGACAGGGCUCUGUGCUGCAGGCCAAGCUGAAAGCAGAGGCCUUGGCCAUUGAGACGGAGGCUGAGCUCAAGCGGGUACAGAAAGUGCGAGAGCUAGAACUGGAGUAUGCCCGGGCCCAGCUGGAGCUGGAGGUGAGCAAGGCCCAGCAGCUGGCUGAGGUGGAGGUGAAGAAGUUCCAGCAGAUGACCGAGGCCCUGGGCCCCAGCACCAUCAGGGACCUUGCAGUGGCAGGGCCAGAGUUGCAGGUAAAACUGCUUCAGAGCCUGGGCCUGAAAUCGACCCUCAUCACUGACGGCUCCACUCCUCUCAACCUCUUCAGCACAGCCUUGGGUCUGCUGGGGCUGGGGUCGGAGGCCCAGCCACCAGCCAAAAAGGCGGCCCACGUGCCUGGCUCCGAAGAACACAUGCUUCUCCAGUCCGCUCUUGUCCCUCAAGUUGUUGGAAGCAAACCCAUCGUGCCUUAGCUCCGCACAGUGUGGACAAAUAAAACUUACACUUCUGGGCAUUUAAA